CUGAGGAAUGAAGGCAAACCUGAAGUUUUAUUACAUCACUAUGGAGAGUGCGUUCAGACCAACCUUGCAACAACGGAAUCCAGUCAGAACGAUCUGUCAGAACGUAUUGAAGGAAGUGGUUCAGAAACGGGAAAAGAUUUUCUUAUUGAAAACGCUUCAUCAACUGAGGGAGAUGUGAAUUCGAUUCCGAUUCAAUCAACUGAAAAACCUCCGACCACGUCCGGUUCAAACAAUGACGACUUGAAUUCGCAACAAAAUCAUCUGCAAAAGUCUGUGAAAGCACGUGCUGUACCGUCGAUAUUUGUGGACGAUAUCGACUCAUCCGAAAAGGCAGCGCUUGGCUUGAAGAAGGACGAAUUAAGUACUGCUACUGAUUCGAAAAAUGCAGCAGUAGAAGCAAGUCGACCUUUGAUCAGAACUUUGAAUGGCCAUGGAAGCAGUUCUGCUGACCUACACUCGAAGAUAGUCAUGUCUGGCGAAGUCCUAUCAGUUGAAGAACUACUGGGUGAAUCAUUACCGCCCGCAACGCCAUCGAAAACGAUUUCAGUUUCUGCCAUUUUACAGCCAUUCGACAUGACACAACCGUGUUCGGCAGCCGAUUGUGACAAGACGAAAAAUCCUGUCUGCGAUUCAAACAACCGGACACAUAAAAAUUUGUGCCUGUUCAAGUUUUAUGCAUGCAAGGUUCACCGUCAUGACGGUCGUAUCGUCGAACUCGCCUAUGCUGGAGAGUGUAAAGCAGGAGUGAACUUGACGCACAAUUCGCUGUGUAAUUUGGCUCGUUUCAACUGUCAACAACGUGUACAUAAUGCUACCGAGCGGGUACUGGUUCACAUCGAAGGCAGGAGUGUUCUAAGAACUGUCAGAGGAGAGAAGCCAGUUGUGAUGCUCAGGACAACACUCACCGAUAAUCUUGUGUCACUUUUCAACAAAGCACGAACUGCCUCAUUAGAAGGUACUUUCUGA
Cooperia oncophora is the source of this 966-nucleotide messenger RNA. The record is from the annotation of a GenBank genome assembly. Lineage: Eukaryota; Metazoa; Nematoda; Chromadorea; Rhabditida; Trichostrongylidae.